AUGGAAGAUCAACAGCAGAAUCCCUUUUUCAUUCAUCAUUCCGAUCAUCCCGCUCUUGUUUUUGUUUCGCAUCUGUUGACGGAAGAGAACUAUCCGUCAUGGCGUCGUGCAAUGAUCAUUGCUAUUCGUGCAAAGAACAAGAUUGGUUUCGUUGAUGGCUCGAUUCAGCAACCUCUUGGCGGUGAUCCUCAAUUCCAACUCUUGCAACGUAACGACAAUGUCGUUGCUUCGUGGCUUUUGAACUCAGUAUCAAAAGAUCUCACCGCCAGCGUUAUCUACGCCUCCACUGCGGCGGCAAUUUGGAAUGAUCUCCAAGAACGAUUUUUGCAGAACAACGGUCCUCGUUUGUUUCAAUUACGCAAAGAUUUCAUCACGUGUACUCAAGGUAAUCUCUCAGUUGGUGCUUACUACUCCAAGAUCAAAGGACUUUGGGAGGAACUCGCUGAAUUUCGCCCUAUUCACCAAUGUGUUUGUGGUGGUGUAAAUCCUCUGAUUGAACACAUUGACCGUGAGUACGUUCUCACAUUCUUACUUGGAUUGAAUGAAAGCUUCAAUCUGAUUCGAAGUCAAAUUCUUCUAAUGGAUCCCUUCCCAUCGGUUAGUCGAGUUUUCUCUUUGGUAAUUCAAGAAGAAAAACAACGUGUUGUCAAUGCUAUUACCAGUGAAAACAAUGAAAACCUUGCUUAUGCGGUUACUGAUUCUAAUGGUGCGAAGAUUAAAGCUGGUACGAAGGAUCGUCCCUUAUGUUCACAAUGUGGUGUUCUUGGUCACAUCAAGGACAAAUGCUUCAAACUUCAUGGCUAUCCACCUGGAUUCAAAAAGGGAAAAGGUUCAAACUCUUCACAACCUAAUGCAAAUGCUGUUCACACGGACAUCAGGGAGGAAGACACACCCUUGAAGACAAAGCAGUAUCAGUAA
Vicia villosa (hairy vetch) is the source of this 918-nucleotide messenger RNA. RefSeq lists its product as uncharacterized. NCBI's taxonomy places the organism in Eukaryota, Viridiplantae, Streptophyta, Magnoliopsida, Fabales, Fabaceae. Bases 1 to 918 code for a protein of 305 amino acids. The record is from RefSeq and is a predicted model, not a curated record. The transcript has a single exon.